AUGAGCAGCAGCAAUAGCUUUAAGCAGAGAACAAGCUGCUCUAGCAGCGGUGGUGGUAAUGGUGGUGGAAAGAACAGUAAUGGAAGAACUUGUGGUGGUAGUAGUGGUGGAGGCGGGUCCUGUUCUGUGAGCAGCAGCCAAGGGGUUUCUGGUGGGAAUUGUGGUGGCGGAAUAUCCAGAUGUAAUUCUGGAGGGGGGAUAUGCCACCAUGCACCUGGAGGAUUUAGUGGCGGCAGUUUUGGUGGCAGCUUUGGCGGAGGUGGCUUUGGCGGAGGUGGCUUUGGAGGAGGUUGGGAAGAUGGUGGGUUGCUCUCCGGCAAUGAAAAGUCUACCAUGCAGAACCUCAAUGACCGCUUGGCCUGUUACAUGGACAAAGUACGAGAUUUGGAAGCAGAGAACAAUCAGUUUGAGCAUUUAAUCAGCAACUGGUACCAGAAGCAUGGGAAAAGUACUUCACCAAAGGACUACAACCAUUAUUACAGUGAGAUUGACAUGCUCAUUGAGGAGCUGAUUAGUGAGGCACAGGAGAUGAACAAAGUCAUGUUGGACAUCGAUAACACCAAGAUGGCCAUCGAUGACUUCAAGAUGAAAUACGAGACUGAAUGUGGCCUGCGUCAAAAUGUGGAGGCUGAUCUUAACGGAUUACGUCCACUUUUGGAUAAGUUGACCUUGGAUAAAUCUGACCUGGAAAUGCAAUACGAGUCUUUGCACGAGGAGCUGAUUCAUCUCAAGAAGAACCAAGAAGAGAUAAUGAGCGCACAAUCGAAGUCUGGUGGGGACGUCACAGUGGAGGUCAAUUCGAAUUCUGGCCCCGAUCUGAAAAAGCAACUGGAUGAGAUGAGGUGUGAAUAUGAACAGAUCAUUGUGGACAACCGGAAGGAGGUUGAAGUUUGGUAUGAAAGCAAGAUGGACGAGGUGCGCCAACAAGUGAAUUUGAGCUCCCAGGAGAUUGACAGCUGCCAGAAAGAAGCUGCAGACCUCAGACGAGAAUAUCAAACCCUGGAGAUCGAACUGCAGUCCCACCUCAGCAUGCUCCAGUCUCUGCAGAACAACCUGAAAGAUACAGAAAAUCUCUACAACGUGCAGCUGCAACAGAUAGCAACCCAGAUUGAGCCGAUGGAAGCCGAGCUGGCGGGUAUCAAGUGCGAGAUACAGCAGCAGAACCAGGAGUAUCAGACACUUCUCGGCAUUAAGGGCUGUCUGGAGCAGGAAAUCUGUCAAUACCACCAGUUGCUUGAGGAGGGAAAGCACCUUGCAUCCUGUAUAUCAGGAGGAGGAGGAGGAGGUUCUGGAAUAAGCGGAGGUGGUAGCAGUUCUGGAGGAAGAGGCGCAGAGUUAGGAGGUGGCAGAGGAGGAGGAAGAGGAAGUGGAGGCCACUGCCUAUCCUCCACCUCAUGCCAAAGUGUAUCUUCCUCACAUCAUAGCCAUUCACAGUCACCAUGUCAACCUUCACCCACCCAGUCUGGAUCUGGGGGCUGCAGUGGGCCUUCAAAAAAGUAGAAAGUCUCUGCAAAUGCCACCUCUCCCAGUAAUUCCUGCUGAGUAAAAACUAUAGCUGAUAGAAGAUUUUCCACUACACAGAGAGCAAGAAGAAACACUCCGCCCACCCACCCACCCAGCCUGCAGUUCACAAAUAGAGCUUUUCCCAUCUUUUUAAAGGGAUAAAUCCAACAUGUAUACCCCUAACAUUUGUGAAAAAGAAUUAGGUUAGCUUAUUUCAGACAUUGUGAAAGUGUGGAGUAAAGAGCAAAAGUGAAAUGUAUUAAAAAGUAACUCUUUUGAUCAACUUUGAGAUGUGCAUUUGGAAGGUAAACAGGUGAAUCGUCUUCCUGCCUCUGAUGUUAUCUGCCGUUAGUUCUCUGUGCUCCACCUAAUCUUUCUACUGUGCUUUCAUCUCUAAUAAAACUUCCCUCUGCAUGAAGCAAUUAAAAA
Messenger RNA from Sphaerodactylus townsendi, 1932 nucleotides. RefSeq names its product keratin, type I cytoskeletal 10-like. The transcript has 8 exons. The record is from RefSeq and is a predicted model, not a curated record. Gene Ontology annotation, cellular component: keratin filament. Bases 1 to 1500 code for a protein of 499 amino acids. NCBI's taxonomy places the organism in Eukaryota, Metazoa, Chordata, Lepidosauria, Squamata, Sphaerodactylidae. Gene Ontology annotation, molecular function: structural molecule activity.